GCAACUGACUUCGGUAUUUUGAUCAGUAUUCAUUAAUUCCGUUCGUCGUAAACAUGUUUCUCCAACGCGUUGUAAAAGUUGUUACAAAAGUUAAUAAGCAAUGCAUUCACAAAAGAGAUGGGAGUCAUUUGGCCUUUAUUGGUAUUGGCAACAUGGGUGCAAGAAUGGCCACAAACUUAAUAAAAAAAGGUGAGACACUUCGAAUUUAUGAUGUCCUACCAGAAAAUUCCCAAACAGUACAAGGCGCCCAGAUUUGCAAUUCACCUGAAGAAGCAGUAAAAGAUGCCAAUGUAAUCAUAACAAUGUUACCAAACGGUGAUAUUGUGAAACAAGCUAUUUUAGGAGAAAAGGGCAUUUUGAAAUCUGCAACCAAAGGGUCUCUUUUGAUUGAUUGUUCAACAAUCCAACCUCAAGUGGCCCAAGAACUGUCAAAAACAGUAAAGGAAAACGGAUACAACUUCCUUGAUGCUCCUGUUUCUGGAGGAGUAACCGGAGCACAAGCUGGUACCCUGACUUUUAUGGUUGGAGGUGAUAAACAAGUAUUAAAAACAGUAGAACCUGUUCUUCUUAAAAUGGGUGCUAACAUUCACCACUGUGGAAAUCCGGGAGCCGGUCAAAUUGCGAAAUUAUGCAAUAAUUUGAUAUUAGCCAUUACAAUGAUCGGUACAGCGGAAGGUAUGAAUUUGGGAAUUAAAAUGGGUCUUGACCCUAAUUUACUGGCUUCUAUUAUUAACGUUUCCACUGGCAAAAGUUGGUCUUCGUCUACUUACAACCCUGUACCAGGCCUUAUCCCAAAUAUACCCCCUAGCGAUGAUUACAAAGGGGGAUUUGCCGUGAAACUGAUUGCUAAAGAUUUAGGAUUAGCUGAAAGUGUUGCUGUUUCCUGUGAUGCUCCUGUGCCAUUAACCGCAGCUUCCCACCAACUGUACAGGGCUCUGAUUUCAAAUGGAUAUGGCAACAAAGAUUUUGCUGCUAUUUACCAGUUCUUAAAAGGCACUCAAUAAGUUUACAAUAAAAUUUUGACGAA
Molecule: messenger RNA, 1027 nt
Organism: Zophobas morio
Lineage: Eukaryota; Metazoa; Arthropoda; Insecta; Coleoptera; Tenebrionidae
Product: 3-hydroxyisobutyrate dehydrogenase, mitochondrial
Exons: 2
Coding region: 54-1004 (316 amino acids)
Biological process (GO): L-valine catabolic process
Cellular component (GO): mitochondrion
Molecular function (GO): 3-hydroxyisobutyrate dehydrogenase activity; NAD binding; NADP binding
Source: RefSeq, a predicted model, not a curated record